AUGUUCAGGAACAACUUAUUGAGAUCAUUCAGAUUUGCUCACAGACCAUUAUUCACAUCAUCAUCAACUAAACUUAUAACCUCCAGAUCCAUUAUGCCAUCAGUUGCACAAUUGCCACUCAAACAACAACAACAACAACAACAAGUUCACCUCAAUCUUGUUCGUUCGUAUGCUGGAUUUCCAUCUUUGACCAGAGAUGUAGCCAAGGAAAGAAUUGUGGAAUUGUUAGAGGGUUUUGAUAAAGUAGACACUGCGAAAGCUGGUGAAAUUACCGAAUCAGCUAGUUUCGUUCAAGACUUGGGGUUGGAUUCAUUGGACGUAGUUGAAGUUGUUAUGGAAUUGGAACAUGAAUUCAAUAUACAAAUACCUGAUAAUGAGGCUGAUUCGUUAAAAACUGUCGGUCAAGCUAUCGAUUAUAUUAUGGCACAACCAGAUGCGUGUUAG
Molecule: messenger RNA, 444 nt
Organism: Lodderomyces parapsilosis
Lineage: Eukaryota; Fungi; Ascomycota; Pichiomycetes; Serinales; Debaryomycetaceae
Gene: ACP1
Product: Acp1p
Exons: 1
Coding region: 1-444 (147 amino acids)
Biological process (GO): fatty acid biosynthetic process
Cellular component (GO): mitochondrion
Molecular function (GO): acyl carrier activity; acyl binding
Source: RefSeq, a predicted model, not a curated record